This is a messenger RNA of Rotaria sp. Silwood2, 861 nucleotides long. The record is from the annotation of a GenBank genome assembly. Lineage: Eukaryota; Metazoa; Rotifera; Eurotatoria; Philodinida; Philodinidae.
AUGGCAUCGAACAAAGUAAUACUGGAUGUUGGCGGUGAAAAAUAUACGACAAGUGUUGACACACUGACAGCACGAGAAAAAAAUACAUUCUUUACGGAGCUCUUCGCGCGUCAAUGGCAACUGGAGCAUGAUCCCAAGGAUGACAGUAUUUUCAUUGAUCGCAACGGCAAACUCUUUGCUUACAUUCUUGAAUACUUGCGUACGGGUUCAGUACCAAAUAGUGUGAAGAAUGAUGAAUUACUUCGACAAAGUCUCGUCGUUGAAGCAGAUUAUUUUCGUCUGCAAAGUCUACAGAAUAUGUUAGCUAAGCCAACAUUUCCAGGUACCACUUUGUUGGAGAGUUAUCAGCACAAAGAGAAAUUAAACGAAUUUUAUGGUAAGCCUGAUCAACAAUGGGAGUUAAUAUAUAAAGCGUCGCGUGACGGUUACGAAGCAAAACAUUUUCACGCGAAGUGCAAUGGAAAAGGACCGACGAUGACUAUUCUUCAAUCCACUGACAAGUUUCUAUUUGGCGGUUACACAACAGUUCCAUGGUCUUCCGUGGUUUCUGUUAAGCGUGAUCCUCAAGCAUUCUUGUUUACUUUGACAAAUCCUCACGAUAUUCCGCCUACGAAGUAUCCAAUCCAUCCUGAUAGAGCGAACGACGCGAUGUAUCACUUCGAAAGUGCUGGGCCCUGCUUCGGCAAAUACGGUGCGUCAUGCGAUGUGAGUGUGAGCAACUUUCCCAAGGACACCAGUUACCAAAAUACUAUAUCAUUUCCUGGAGCUUAUAUUGAUACAACUGGCAAAGGAAAGCAAACUUUUACUGGAAAAUCCAUCUUCGGUCUAUCCGACAUUGAAAUAUUCAAGCUCGUUAAUUAA